Molecule: messenger RNA, 1952 nt
Organism: Myotis lucifugus (little brown bat)
Lineage: Eukaryota; Metazoa; Chordata; Mammalia; Chiroptera; Vespertilionidae
Gene: LRRIQ4
Product: leucine rich repeats and IQ motif containing 4
Exons: 6
Coding region: 220-1848 (542 amino acids)
Molecular function (GO): protein binding
Source: RefSeq, a predicted model, not a curated record
UUCAGUGAGUAUUUCGGUGCCAUCUACAGAAGCACUUCCGACAACAACGUCUUUCUGGAUCAGAGUCAGGUGAAGGCAGAUGGAUUUAAGAAACUGUUGGAGUUUAUAUACACAGGAACUUUAAACCUUGACAGAUUUUGAAUAUUUGAAUGGCCCGUCAAGAUAAUACCAACUGGCAUCACACAAGCAGUAGAACGUUCCUCUAACGCGCGUCGAAACAUGACCCACGGCACAUCUGGAAGAACGUUUUUCCUCGAUGCCGCUAAUCAGAACUUGGCUGCGAUCCCACCGGAGAUCUUAGAAUUAAGAGAAUUAGAAGAGGUGCACCUGGAAAAUAACGACAUCGAGGAGAUCCCCCAGGAGAUCCAGUACCUGGAGAACAUCAAAGUCCUCUACCUGAACAACAACAGGCUGAGCAAGCUGUGCCCGCAGCUGGGAAGGCUGAGCCGCCUGGAGGGCCUGGACCUGAGCGACAACCCCAUCCUCCCCUCCUGGAUCCCGGUCCUCAGCAGCAUCCGCUCCCUGCGCCAGCUCCGCCUCUACCGCACCCAGGUCCGGGAGAUCCCCACCGACAUCUGCAAGCACCUCCACCACCUCGAGCUGCUCGGCCUGUCGGGAAACCGCCUCAAGUCUCUGCCCAAGGAAAUCGUGAACCAGACCAAACUGCGGGAGCUCUACCUGAAGCAAAACCAAUUUGAGGUUUUCCCGCCGGAGCUCUGCGUCCUCCGCAACCUGGUGAUCAUUGACCUGGAUGAGAACAGGCUGACGGCGCUCCCGGAGGAGAUCGGCAGGCUGGCCCGGCUGCAGAAGUUCUACGUGGCUCGCAACAGCCUGCAGGGGCUGCCCGAGUCCCUGUGCCAGUGCGACAAGCUGUCGGUGCUGGAUCUCUCCUACAACCGCCUCCACUCCCUCCCGCGCACCCUGGGGAGCCUCUCGGAGAUGACGGAGGUGGCGCUGAGCGGGAACCCGCUGGAGAAGGUGCCGCGCCUGGUCUGCAAGUGGACCGCGCUGCAGCUGCUCUACCUGUGCAACGCCGGCCUGCGCUCGCUGCGCCGCUCCUUCCGGCGCCUGGUCAACCUGCGCUUCCUGGACCUCAGUCAGAACCAAAUGCAAGGCUUCCCCUUGCAGAUCUGCUCGCUGAGGAACCUGGAGAUCCUGGCGCUGGAUGAUAAUAAGAUAGGGAAGUUAUCUUCAGACUUCGGUGCACUUUCAAAACUGAAGAUACUUGGACUAAGUGGGAAUCAGUUCAUUUCAUUUCCAGAAGAAAUCUUUUCUUUAGAGUCCUUAGAGAAAUUAUACAUUGGGCAAGAUCAGGGAGCCAAGCUCACCUCUGUGCCAGAGGACAUUGGGAAACUACAGAGUCUUAAGGAGCUGCAUAUAGAAAACAACCAUCUGGAGUACUUGCCAGUGGCCUUGGGAUCAAUGCCUAACCUGGAAGUUCUUGAUUGCCGCCACAAUCUGCUUAAGCAGCUUCCAGAUGCCAUCUGCCAAGCACAAGCUCUGAGAGAAUUACUACUUGAGAACAACUUGCUCACCCAACUCCCAGAGGAUUUAGAUAGUCUAGUGAAUCUCGACGUUCUGACGCUGAUGGACAAUCCUAUGGAAGAUCCCCCAGAAGAAGUGUACACGGAAGGCAAAGAGGCUAUCUUCGCAUACCUUAAGAAUAAAAGACAUAUGAAAAUAGUAGCAACAAAGAUUCAGUCCUGGUGGCGUGGAAUGAUGGUACUGAAAGGAAUUGGGAAAUUUAGUGAACUGUUAAGAGUGCGAAAGAAAGGAAAGAAUUCUCUAAAAUCUAAGUCAGGAAAGAAGGGUGGAAAAGAAAAACCUGCAAAGGAAAAGAAGAAAUAAUUUUGUAUAUUAAUGACUUGAGGUAAUGAACCCUGAUGGAUUAAGAAGGCAAAAAUAUAUAGGAAUUAGAUGCCCACCACAUUAAAAUUGUUCAUUAAAUUAUG